UGAAAAGCGGGUCGCAAACAUUCGAGAGGGAAACAAAGAGGGAGCGAGCACCCCGUUACUCCGGGACGACAAAAAAACUGGAAAUAGUGUCUUUUUAUUCACCCGCGGACUUUGUCAGCUACAUAAGGCUCCGACAUGUCUCAUAAACAGAUUUACUACUCUGAUAAAUACGACGACGACAAAUACGAAUACAGGCAUGUAAUGCUUCCUAAAGAUAUAGCAAAACAUGUACCCAAGACCCACUUGAUGUCUGAGACUGAGUGGAGGAACCUCGGGGUCCAGCAGAGCCAAGGAUGGGUGCAUUACAUGAUCCACCAGCCAGAGCCACACAUCUUACUGUUCCGCCGUCCUCUGCCAAGCCAGAAGUCAUAAGGGAGAUUCUCUGGGUCCUUGAAAGAUCAGUCUGACCAUCUACCACAGAUCAACUCAUCACAACAAGCAACAUGUGGUCAGAUUACCAAACUCUUCUGUGGGAGGUGAUGUUUCGCUGAUGAUGCUGGACCUGGAGGGUCACAUUGAUGAACAAUGAUUGUAGAAUGGAGUAUAAGUUGAAGGAAAAGAAAAAAAGGAAAAAGGAUCACCAUUCCAUUGUGGGGAGAAGACUUCUGCACGGGCGAACACCGUCGACCCAGAAACAUUCAGAUCAGCAUCAACUGUCCUUUUGACUUGGCCUGUUUGUCCGACUCUCUGAACCUGCUUGGAUGUUCCAGCUUUUCAGAAUAACUGCUGUGACAGGUGGCGAGUAAAACUUGAUUGAACAUUAGUUAUUCAAAGAGUGCAUGUAUCUGGGUAAAGCUCGGGUUAGACAAGCCAGAUCAAGUAGCUGGAUCCCAAAUUAAGUUUGACUCAAAUCUCCAUCUGCGGUUUCAAAUGACACGUUGCUGCUUGGAUUAAAUGACACUGUAAAUUGACAUUUAAGAAUAUUUUUUGUCAUUUGCUUAAAAAUCUGCACUGAUGAGUCAUAGAAACUAGUUUGGUUACUUUUGGUCUUAAAAGAUUAGUUUUGGCCUUCUUUACAAUUAUAUUUGAAAGUAUUGAUUUUACCGGUGAGCUGCUCAGUAUUUAUGUGUGUUGCUCUGUCUGGAAUAAAUGUAAACUUUUUAAUUA
This is a messenger RNA of Salarias fasciatus (jewelled blenny), 1107 nucleotides long. It is a transcript of the gene cks1b, whose product is annotated as CDC28 protein kinase regulatory subunit 1B. Gene Ontology annotation, molecular function: cyclin-dependent protein serine/threonine kinase regulator activity. The transcript has 4 exons. Bases 136 to 372 code for a protein of 78 amino acids. NCBI's taxonomy places the organism in Eukaryota, Metazoa, Chordata, Actinopteri, Blenniiformes, Blenniidae. The record is from RefSeq and is a predicted model, not a curated record.